Carassius auratus (goldfish) is the source of this 1937-nucleotide messenger RNA. RefSeq lists its product as uncharacterized. The coding region runs from base 1068 to 1937 and encodes 289 amino acids. The record is from RefSeq and is a predicted model, not a curated record. The transcript has 3 exons. Lineage: Eukaryota; Metazoa; Chordata; Actinopteri; Cypriniformes; Cyprinidae.
UAGUGUUAGUAGUUUUAUUAAUUCAAAUUAAAUAUGCAGUCUGUGUGUAAGUAUAUGUAUAUAUACUUGCAUGCGACCUCAGAAUACAUUUUUGGCGGUCACGUUGAGAACCUUGAUAAGGGUUUGGCCCAUAGUGGAGGCAUCAAGUUUAACUCUUUGUUCAAUGAGCUCUCCUUCUAUCAUGUCUCUCAGCCAGGGUUGCCCCCAUGCCUUGGACAUGAUUAGUUUGAAGGUGUUGUGUCAUAUGACCUUGCUGUAUGUAUACAACAUCUUGUAAAGGUUGACAGACAGUUUACAUACCUGGAAUUGAAUCGAAGGAUUAGUCAGUUCAAGUUUCUAGGUAAUGACAACUGUGACAGACCGUGUGAAAUUAACCCAGGAAGUGAGAAGCUAAGUGGGCAUGCUGUACAGAACUGGUGUUUUUUGAGGAUGCUGCCAAUGUUAAUUGGUGACCAAAUUGAAUCACCUGGUGAGAAUGAAGUUUGGCAACUAAUUUUACUGUUAAGGGAAAUUGUUGCACUUAUUUGUGCACCAGCCAUUUACAAUGGUCAGAUAGGGUAUUUGAGAGUUCUAAUUGAUGAGUACCUAUAUUUUAGGAAACACAUGUUCCCUACUUCUCAGACCUAAACAUCAUUACCUUAGCCACUACCCAGAGCUCAUUAUUAAUUUUGGACCACUAAUCCGUUUGUGGACAUUAAGAUUAGAAAGAAAGCACAUGUAUUUCAAACAGUGUGUAAGAAAACUACAUAACUUUAAAAAUCGGUGCUUUACUCUCUCAGAAAGACAUCCGCUUCUGCAGGCGUUUCUUCAUGCUGGUGAGCUCUUCCCUCCUGCUAUUGUAGCAGAAAAGGCAACAGAGUUUGUGCAAUAUCCGCCUUGGUGGGAGAACUGAGGGAAAUCAUCCUCAGGGCUUUGCGUCAAAUGAUGAGAACACCACACAGCUUUUGAUUGACAAACUUGUAGGCUCUGGAUUGGAAUCCAAAGAUGAUCUUCAGUUUGUUCAACAAGAAGACAUCAGUGACAUACUACCAACUAUAAAACUAAGAAAACUUCUCAAUGCUUUUAAAAUGGAGUCAGAAACUGUCAGUUUGGAUCUCACCACUAUGCAGCACACUCCUUCCUUAUCAGCUGGAAGCUCCUCACCACGGCCAUGCUCUUCUAAUAUGUCGGUAACUACUGAUGGAGAAUCAAGCAGUCUUGAAAACAGUCGACCAUCUACAUCGCAUUUUAGGAAAUCGUGGUCAAAUACCUUUCAGGUACCAUGGCAGCUCAUGCCUGCAGAAAUUCAGUCUGCUCUCUCUUCUGGGAAGAGACCUUCACCACCAGCAAGACGACAAAUGGUCAGGGUGCUUGCAGAUGAAAUGAGAAAAUUUGAGCCAACACCAACACGUGCACAGUGUCUUACUAUUUGUAAAGCGAUUGUCCAUCAAUAUCCCCAGAGCUUUGCUGAUCAACUUCAUGAUGGCCAAGUUGUAGGGGAAGGUUACAGCUCACUUUUGGCCCAGAUCAAGAAUAGAAUUGAUAACCUCAGCCGGGCCACUAGCUUCCGACAGCACCAGUCAGCUGGCAGUGGUUUUAAAAGAGGAUCCACUGACACAUAUGGUUGCACCCGGUUUCAGCCUGAUCUUCCUUUAGAUGAGACCGAUGUCUCCAUUGAGACUAAACGCCAGAAGCUAGAGGAUCUAUUCCGUCAAGAAGGUGCAAAGGGAGCUGAGAAAGCUGAGGUAGAAAAACUGAUGGAGACAACUUUCUGCCUGCAACGGAGCCAAAUAAAUAGUGUGCCAGCACCAUCUGUUACGGAGCUGAUGGAAAAGUGGCCAUACCUCUUUUUUCAGAAAGGCCUGUUCGCCCAUUUUGAGCUGCUCACUGACAUUAAAGAGUUUUUUCUCUUCUACAACAGUUUAGCUUAUAACGCAGUAUAUGGGGGCAUAUCCUAA